Molecule: messenger RNA, 1806 nt
Organism: Geosmithia morbida
Lineage: Eukaryota; Fungi; Ascomycota; Sordariomycetes; Hypocreales; Bionectriaceae
Exons: 6
Coding region: 1-1806 (601 amino acids)
Source: RefSeq, a predicted model, not a curated record
AUGUACCUCAAUCUUGGCCUUGUCGCCGCCGUAUACGACUUCUGGGCGCCGCCCGAGUUUCGUGCUAGCCGAUGCUCCGGCGAACACUUCUGCUCCUCUAACCACUUCUCCCUUGGUGGCGACAUCGUCGCCGACCCCGGCCUCGGCUCCGGCCCCGGCCCCGGCACCCGGAGCCGGUCCCCGAUCUCCGUCGCCACUCAGAGCCUCUACUCCAGCCGAGACCCCAUCAUCGCCUCGCCAUCGAGGAAGGACGCGAACCCCUCACCGUCGCCAUCGUUACCCGCCAACCUUGCCCAGGCAGCUGGUGCCACCCUGGUCUCGGGAGAGACCAACACCACAUCGUACAGUGCCGACACCUCUCCUCCAUUGCACCAGUCCAUCUUCUAUUCCAAGGAUGGUAUCGACGUCUCUAACAGCCGUCGAACCAGCAGGAGACGUACCGGCCCCUUGUCCCAGCAGUCCAGGGAGCGCGCUGCCUUGAUUCGCAAGCUCGGUGCCUGCAAUGACUGCCGCCGUAGACGAGUGGCUUGCCACCCGAGUCACCAUAAUAUGACUUGGGAGGAUGUCGUCAACAAGUACCACAGAUCUCACAGCCCAACCGUGCACGACAUUGCGCCUCCGCUUGCGCCGGCUCGGCCCCUGAGCCCGGCCACUACCGCCCACAGUGCCGUGCAGCACAUGCAUAAUGCCCAGACCACGCACGAGACCAGUGAGAUGGACAUCGACUCGAAUGCGCCUCAGAAUUACCCCGGGAGGCCACCCUUGAGUGAAGCGCGCCAUCGUACCCCCUUACCGUCGGGGCCGCGCCUCGAACAAUCGCUGUCCCUGCCCAGUAUCGAGAGCCUCAAGAAUGAACUCCAGUCCAACGCGUCCCGCAUGUUGUCCACAUCGUGCCGCAGCCGCUACACGGCCGCCCAUGUUCUACUGUUGUUUUGGCAGGACGACGAGAGCGACAUAUUGACCACUGUUGUCCCCGACGCUGUCAAGGAGCUGGCUAGUGUUCUGGACAACCACUACCACUUCACCGUGCAGACCAAGCCCAUACCCUUGUCAUCAGACACCGCGCGAAGCCCGUGGCGGUGGCUGUCACGGGAGCUCAACGCCUUUUCUGAGGAACGCGACCACCGGGAUGUCCUGAAAAUUGUCUACUACGCGGGACAUAGCUAUCUCGAUGGCAACCGUGAGAUGGUCCUGGCAAGAUCCAAGGACUCCCAUAAAGCAACGACGAUAAGAUGGAAUGGCAUCCAGCAGAUCCUAGAGGAGGCCUGCGCCGACACCCUUCUCAUCAUGGACUCCGCCUACUACCCGUCAUCCAAGAUGGUCCGCCAGACGGGCGUCCUGGAGCUCAUCACGGCGGCCACCUCGGCCGAGCACCAUGAGGCUUUGGGCCCCUACGCAUUCACGAGAACCCUCGCGGAGCUCAUGCGUACUCGUGCCACCCGGCUCAACCCACUGUCCGCCGCAGAGGUCCACUCGAUUCUCUUCUCUAGUUACUCUACCAUUGUCCGGGAUCGGAACCCCGAGAGGGAGAGGAUUACCAGCUUCCCGGCGCCGUUUCACACUCUAAUGUCUGGAAACUCCAGGCUGCCCUCCAUCUUCCUCUCACCGCUGUCUGCUUCCCAGCAGGUCAACAGCCCUCUUCGGAGCAGUCUCUCCACGCCCGACGGCUGUCCCCUCCUGCACAUGUCCAUCCGCCUGGCCGAUGACAACGUCGACGUGGACAGCUGGAAUGAAUGGUUACGUCUGAUGCCUGAGGGUGUCAAGGACGUCAAGGUGGAAGGUCCCUUUCGAACUCCCUUUCGAUGA